This is a messenger RNA of Thamnophis sirtalis, 1332 nucleotides long. NCBI's taxonomy places the organism in Eukaryota, Metazoa, Chordata, Lepidosauria, Squamata, Natricidae. The record is from RefSeq and is a predicted model, not a curated record.
GCGAUGGAAGGGCAGAGGGCCCUGGAGAGGACGCUGGACGCCCGGGUGAAAGAGAGCCUGGGCUCUCUGGAAGAUGCCAAGAGGGGGAAGGCCACGGCGGAAGAGAAGCUCUCGGCCUGGGAGAGGCGGCUGCAGGGCCUGGAGGCCGAGGCCGAGUCGCUGAGGCAGAAGCACCAGCGGGAGAUCUCGGAGUACCAGGAGCAGGUCAAGCAGCACGCCAGGACCAUCGUGCAGCUGGAGAAGAGGCUGCCCAGCGCUGCCACCCAGCCGCCGGAGGAGGAACGUGGGCCCCGGCCGAGAGGGGAGCUGAGUGAGAAGCAGAAGGCGGAGCUGGAGGAGAAGAGGGGCCUCGUGCAGAGCCAGGCCCGAGAACUCGGCCUCCUGCGGGAGAAGCUGUCGGAGUCCUCCAGGAUGCUGGGCCAGAGGGAGAACCACCUCCAAGCCACCACCGAGGAGCUGAAGAGGGCCCGGGAGAAGGCGAAGGAGCUGCUGGAGGAGGCGAAGGCCGCCCAGAGGGCCAGGCUUCUGCAGCACAAGGGCGUGCAGACUGCGGGGGCCCUGCAGGACCAGCCCCACCCGGCUGCCAAGGAGCCCCCCCUCUUGUCCCUGGCCGACCUGGGGGCCCGGUGCAAAGGCUCCCGCCACGAGGAGGUCAUCCAUCGGCAGAAGGAGACCCUGGCCGAGCUGCGCAAGAAGCUCCGGAAACUGGAGAAGGAGGCCAGAAGCUCGGAGCCACUCCUGGUCGUGCAGAGAGGGCCGGCAGAGAAGCCAGAGCAGGCGAGGGAGAAGGACCCGGUGGCGGUGCUGACGGUGGCCAUGGGUGCCCACCAGCCUCCAGCCGGGCCCUCCAGCUUCGACCCCAACGAGGCCACUGAGAGGAACGCCAGGCUGGAGAUGGCGGAGGCGCUGGACCUCAGCGAGAACCUGUACCUCAGCCUCGUGCGGGGCCUCUCCAGCCUGAUGGACGUGGAGCAGCUGAUGGGCUUGCGGACGCUCAAGCACCUGCCCCAGGCCGAGCGGCAGAAGGUGGGCCUGCUGCGCCACAAGGACCUGGACCUGCUGCUGGACAGGAUCGGGAAGCUGAAGAGCCGCCUGGAGAGGAAGGAGUCCCUGCUGAAGGAGUACGAGGAGGAGGAGCAGGAGCAGGGGGGCUCCGGGCCCUUCAGGGGCAAGAGGCACAGCCUGCAGGCCUGCCAGUCGGAGGUGGCCAGGCUGUCCGACCAGGUGCACCGGGACACGGAGGAGAAGGCGCUGCUGAAGGAGGCGCUGGAGAGGAUGCGGCUGCAGCUGAGCAAGGAGAAGAGGCUGAACAAGGCCCUCAAGAGGCCCAAG